UUUCCGGUGGCUUUUUAGGAAUACGCAGUCUCAGUUACUAGGUGAUCAAUUCAUAACAGCAACACAUCCAAGACUGACGGAGGGGGGCCAUAUCUGGUCCUCCAUCCCACCCAUAUAUUGAUUUCCCUCUGCCGGGUCAUUGUGUCUACUUACUGGAGAAAGUCUGAAGUCUUUGUAUUGAGAAGUUUCAGUUCUUCAUGUAACCGGAUGAAGCCAACAAGUACAGCUCUUGCUGGUGUUAUUGCAACUCCUCCUACUGAUGGUGCCACUGUUGCUAGCAUUGUGACACCAGCUUUUUUUAAUGGGAUCAUUAGUAAAGCUGGUGCAGGUUGUGCUGGGAAGACUUUCUAUACUCGUAACGCUUUUCUAGAGGCCGCUAAGUCGUAUCCUAGAUUUGGUACUGGAAAUCUCGAGGUUUCUAAACGUGAAAUCGCUGCAUUCUUCGCUCAUGUUACACAUGAAACCGGACAUUUCUGUUACAAAGAAGAAAUAAACGGACCAAAGAAAAACUACUGUCAGCAAGGAAACAAGCAAUAUCCAUGUGUUCCUGGAAAAGGAUACCAUGGCCGAGGACCCAUACAACUAUCAUGGAACUACAAUUAUGGACCAGCCGGUAAAGCCAUUGGAUUUGAUGGUCUGAAUGCUCCAGAAACUGUCUCAAAGAACCCUGUCAUCUCGUUUAAGACAGCAUUCUGGUUCUGGAUGAAUAACGUUCAUUCCAUCAUAACUACGAAUAAAGGGUUUGGUCCAACAAUUCGUGCAAUCAAUGGCAUGGAAUGCAAUGGUGGAAACACUAAUGCCGUCCAGGCAAGAAUCAGAUAUUUCAAGGCUUACUGCAGUCAACUUGGUGUUGCACCAGGGGCUAAUCUUGCUUGCUGAAAACUUAUGUUUUCCUAAUUUCUAAGUAUGUAAUGAAUAAUGAUGCUCAAUAAUGAUGAGUUAAAUAAAGAGAAUAUACGAAUAUCCAUAUAUGCCAAGUUAAUAAAAUAACAAUAAUACAACUUUAUUAAAUGCUGAUAGCAACAUUAGAAGUGAUCUAGGUGCACGAGAAACUUAAGCAAACAGACUACAGCAGGACACAUUACGGACUUAUGAAAUAUAUCAAAAUCUGAGCGUACCUAUUAAGCUUCCCAUGUCCUCUUUUAAAAGAAAUCCCCAUUUCGUUAUGCAAUAGCUACAUCUCUAAGUGCUGCA
This is a messenger RNA of Papaver somniferum (opium poppy), 1194 nucleotides long. RefSeq names its product endochitinase EP3-like. The record is from RefSeq and is a predicted model, not a curated record. Lineage: Eukaryota; Viridiplantae; Streptophyta; Magnoliopsida; Ranunculales; Papaveraceae. The transcript has 3 exons. Gene Ontology annotation, molecular function: chitinase activity. Gene Ontology annotation, biological process: chitin catabolic process; cell wall macromolecule catabolic process; carbohydrate metabolic process. The coding region runs from base 208 to 879 and encodes 223 amino acids.